UUCCGGUAAAAAAAAAAGUUUCGAUGGGGGCCUUGGAAAAAGUGUUUGGCGAGGAAAUGGCUUAGCUAUAUUCUAGCUAUAUUAAAUCGACUAUAACCAUUUUCCAAACAAGAGGAGGGCAAUUCAUGAGUCAGGAGAGAAGAUUGCUCUGUUGGCGUUCAAGCACAAUGGAUGCGCGUGAUGAUGCUCUAGAUGUUAUCAGAGGGAUGGAGCGGUGAUGUUACACUGGGUAGCAAUUAGCAAGUCUCUUUCUCCUACAAAGAGAGGGACUUAGCCGAGAGGGCAUCUCCAGGGAGGCCUGAAACCUCUCCCCACAGACCUACCUGCUGCUGAAGACCACCACCUCCCAACACCAAUGACCUUCUCCAGAACCGUUGACUGUUGCUCCUCAGACCUUCUAAUGGAAAAUCGUGUUGAUGAAGUUGACCACCUGCACAACACGACGGAGGGAGAUGGGGACAUCACCCCUCUCCCAUGCAAGGGCAAGGGCAAGUUCUCUACCCUUGGCAAGAUCUUCAAACCAUGGAAGUGGAGGAAGAAGAAAAGCAGCGAGAAGUUUACGGGAACUUCAGAAGUUCUGGAGAGAAAGAUGUCGAUGAGGCGACCAAGGCAGGAGCUUAUAGAACAGGGAGUGCUGAAGGAGCUGUCAGAGAAUGAAGGGGACGAUCCUCACAGCCCCAAACAGUCCUACGUGAAGAAUGGCCACACCCUGCCCAUGGGUGGUGGUGGUGGUGGAGGGGGCAGAGGGCAGGAAAACCAGACAAGACCCCCCUCAGACCUUGGGAUGAACCCCUCAGACUUUAAGAUUAACCCAGCCUGGCUGCCCCAGAUAGAGGACCGCAGGGUCCGAUUCCCCCCGGCCGUAGACCGCCAGGGUGGCCCCAGAGGCUCCGGACAGCAGGAGGAGGGCCGGCGAGGAGGUGAAGGGUCCCAGGGGGAGGGGGAAUGGAAGUCUAACAUGGCCUGGCAGAGCCAGGCGAUGGUCCAGGUGCAGGGGAUGGGACAGGAGGAGGGUAGACGCGGGGGCAGACUCCACCCUUCUGACGGAGACAAGCGGCCGAGCCUGCAGAAGGCGCCAUCAGAGGACGGUAGGAGGAGUCGCCCUGCUGAGACCGCAUGGAAACCUACCCUCCCCCGGCACGCGUCCGCAGAGGAGGGAAGGGCCCGUAGAGAAUCGGAGAGCCAUUUUGUUCCUGACCCAGAUUUGCUGCGGGACACUCUCCGAGAGUCUCUGCCCCCCAAACAGUCCGUUAUGCCCCCCAAGUGGCCGAUGAGCUCCACCCCCGAGCCCGGCAGCGAAGGGUCACCCUCAUCCCACACCCCAUCCAACCACCCUGCAACCACGUACUCUUCCUCCUCUUCUUCCUCUGCAGUUGCAAUGCCUGCCCAAACUGUCUCCUCUGCAGGCGCCAACCCCCAAUCUUCAGCAGUAGUGUCCUUCGCUCCAUCCUCCACCCCCCAGGCGACCAAGCAGCCUCCCCUCCCCCUGCCCAAGCCCGUCAACAGGGGCGUUAAUGCUGCCAUGUUGGGCAACCUCACCCAGGCCGGUACCAGACUGGUGCCAAAUAAGCCCUCCCCACCGAUGCCCCCCAAGAGGACCACCCCUGUCACAAAGCGCAACCCGGAGGACCCGUCUGCGUCCACCCAGUCUGUCUCCACCCCCUCCCCUUCCCUGCUUUCUCCUGAGGACCAUCAUAACCACUCAGCAGGCUUCCAGAUGCCUCCCCCAUCCCCGCCCUUACCCAACCACAUCCCCCUUCUCCCCCGCCAGCAUCUGCAAGCACACUACCUCCACCACCAGCACUCCUACCAACAUCCCAUCCCCCAGCCCUUGCUCUUUGACCCCCAGCCCCACCAGUGAGCCCCCCAGCGGGCUGAGGAUGACUACUCGGAGGAGGAGGAGGAUGAUGAAGAGGAGGAGUAUGAUGGGGAGCUCCCCCAGCCAGAGAUGGAGCCACGGAGCAGGAGGUGCAUGGUGGGAGAGCCCAGCAUCAAUGUCAUCCCUGAGGGACCCAACAGCAGUGAGGAGGAGGAGGAGGAAGAACAGCAGGACUUGCAAAGGGACGACAGUGACUCGGACGGGCCAGUGCUCUAUAAAGAUGAAGAUUCAGACGAGGAUGAGGAGGAUGAGCCUCCACCCAGUGCUUUGGCCAGCAGGGUCAGAAGGAAAGACACUUUAGCUUUGAAACUGAGUAACCGACACGCGCCAGAGAAACAUGCUCGAGAGGACAAGUCCAGCGGUCACACCGAACGAUGCACUCCGGGACACACACCAGGACACACACACCAAGGGUCAACAGGGCUGACGUGGCAGAGCAGGGAGCAAUGGGAGGCCAUACGCACACAAAUAGGCUCUGCACUCACAAGGCGUCUCAGCCAGAGACCCAGUGCAGAGGAGCUGGAGCAGAGAAACAUCCUUCAACCCAAGAACCAGGUAGACAGGCAGGCAGAGGUCCGAGAGAUCAAACGUAGGCUCACCAGGAAGCUGAGUCAGAGGCCCACGGUUGCUGAGCUUCAGGCCAGAAAGAUCUUGCGCUUCCACGAGUAUGUGGAGGUCACCACAGCCAAUGAUUACGAUCGGCGAGCGGACAAGCCCUGGACCAAGCUAACACCCGCCGACAAGGCUGCCAUUCGGAAGGAGCUCAAUGACUUUAAGAGCUCUGAAAUGGAGGUUCAUGAAGACAGUAGGAUCUAUACAAGGUUCCACCGGCCUUAGUAUCCACCCCAUACUGGAAAGCACUUUCUUAACCAGUGGCUGGCGGAGUCUCUGGAGAGGAGUCGUAGGGUCUUGGUGCUCCCUAAACAGACUGCCUUUUUAUGUUGCUGAAUGUAAGGUACAGAUCAUCAAGGAAGGCCCUGGAAUUGACUGAACUGAAAACAGGGGGACUGAGGACCAGAUGCAGUAUUUCUCCCGGACAUUAGGGGGAACCAAGUGCCAACAAAGUGGAGAGCUGGCAGAGGGGCUGACCGAGAGGACUGACUGGGAGCCACUGCCAAUGUGUGUUAUCCCUCAGGGACUUGGUUCCACUGACAACGACCUUUUGCCUUUUUUCUGCUUUUACUCUGUAUGGCACAGUUAACCCAUGUUGCAGAGAUGUAAAUGUAAUAACAUUGCAGUAAUAAUGGUCCUAAUAAUGACAGCUGCAAUAAUAAACACAGUGAUAAUACAUGUUAGAGAGGAAGCUGCAGAAAGAGGAUGAGGAAGAAGGCGACUGUGGAAUUUGCCGUUCCCCAAGACUGGAAAAGCUCUGGGAUAAUUGUGUAUAGAUUUCUGUGAUUUGUUAGACUGAAACUUUGGAGAGUUCUAAUAAUGACAACUGUAAUGCAUCAUAUUUUGAUCACAACAUAAAUUGCUGCUUUUAUUUGAACCUGUUUUGUAGUGUUCAUUUUUACAUUUUAGUUACUUAGCAGACGCUCUUAUCCAGAGCGACUUACAAGAGCAAUUAGGGUUACGUGCCUUGCUUGAGGGCACAUCAGCAGAUUUUUUUUCCCCGCCUAGUAGGCUUGGGGAUUCGCACCAGCUAACUUUUUGUUACUGGCCCAACGUUCUUAACCGCUAGCCUGCCCUGCCUGUAUUUGUAUUUGGCUGUAACGUUGGGGUGAGCAUUUGAGCUGAUACUAGUCAUAGGAAAGAACACAAUGAGGAGGUAGUUGGUGUGCUAUUAUUUUUAUUUGUUUCGUUCUUUUUUUGCCAGACACUGAUCCCCAUGCUGACAGUAGAAUGCUGGUUUUUCAUGUAGCAGAUUUCUACAAUUCGCUGCAUGAGCCAACACAGUGCAAUUAUUGAAUCAAUACAUAAUUCUUUUUUAUUUUAAUUUUUUUGUACUUCUCUAACAGGUCAAACCAUGCAAUGCUGCAAAUAAUAGCUGUUUAAAAAUGCUAAGAUCAUGAUGGCAUCUUAAAUGAAAUAAAAGUUAAAAUGUUACACAUCUUUAGAGAAUGUAUCAAAGUGCAGUUAGUGUAGAUCAGGAUUUGAUUAAUCAAACAUGAAAAAACUAUUUAGUGCAUUUUACGGUUGACGGGGGAAUAAUUUCGUCAGGAAAAUGCUUUUUUAUCUGGAGAAAUGUAUCAUGCGUCUUCUGGUCAGUAGAUUACAGGGUCCUUUGCUGUACAGAUGCAUUUAGGUUACUGUUGUGUAUCUUUUUCUUCCUUAUUAUUUGAAAAUAAAUGUUAAAUAUAGUAAAGUAUUAUAUGUUGCUAUUUUUCUAAGCACAAAAUAUUACUAUAUAAUUAAACACUACAACAAUGGGAA
Molecule: messenger RNA, 4252 nt
Organism: Oncorhynchus gorbuscha (pink salmon)
Lineage: Eukaryota; Metazoa; Chordata; Actinopteri; Salmoniformes; Salmonidae
Product: phosphatase and actin regulator 4B-like
Exons: 16
Biological process (GO): neural crest cell migration; actin cytoskeleton organization
Molecular function (GO): actin binding
Source: RefSeq, a predicted model, not a curated record